ACGUACGCAGGGUCCCGUAAUACGGCCCGUACGCCUAAACGGGCUGGUGGUCGGGCCAUGCUCACUGACAGGGUUUUCGAGUGUUUGGCCCGUUCGGGGGGGUUGUGGGGGGGGGGGGGAAGGGGGACAGGCCUGGGCAGGACGGGCUUUGGCGCUGUCCACUGAGCUCCGCUCCGGCAUCUGUGGGCGGUGGGCUACCUGCAAGGCUACAAUGGCGCCCAAGAAAGGGAGGGGAGAUCAGCCAUUCGUUCCGUUCAGUAAAGACAAGCAGAAGGAGGCGGAGCUGAAGUUUUGCGGCUUUAAGUGGGUUAUGAAGGGGAAGCCUGAUGCCGAAUUCGAAUGGGAAUUUCCUCAUGGAGUGCAAGCUGUGUGGUCAGGGUUUUCAGGGGAGCCAGACGAAAGCCGCACAACACUUCACGAUCAAGAACAAUUGUGCCAAAAUCUCCGUGGAGCAGAUGGCGGAGAUAUGGAACAAGAUAAAGUACGGGUUCGAUCCAAGCCAUGCACGGAAGAUCGUGGACUUUCUGAAGUCUCGUGGGUUGCGAGACAACAGAUGUGGAUCGGGGAGGGAGCCGGCGGGGAAUGAGGAGUUUGAGGACAACGAGGAGGAGAGGAGGGCGGUCGAGGGUGGAGAUGAUGAUGGUGAGAGUGAUGCAGAGGACAUGGAGGAGCGGCGAGAGGUGGAGUGUGCCAGGGGAAAGUUGAGGAAGGAGAAGGCCGUUGAGGAGGACAGCACCCCUGACGAGGACGCCGACAACGACGAUGACGAUGAGGGAGCAGACCUUGGGGCCUCUCUGGAUGGGGAAUUGAUGGGCGAUGGCCGUCGUGGCCAAGAGGGGGCAGCUAGGGCGAUGAAGGAGGCUGAGGGAUUGAAGAAGAGAAAGAGGAAGGCGAAGAUGACUACCACUGAGGCAAGAUCAGCACCUUCUCAGCUGAAAAAGAGCAGAUGGUGGUACGUGAGUGGCAUCUCAUUCGAGGUGGCGAGGAGGCCAGAGUAUCAAAGGAUGAGGAAGAAGUUGCUCGAGUGUCUGUCGUAUGCACAUCCGGCAUUACCCACGCACCGUGUCAUUUCAUGCGAAGGCAUCCCUCAGCAGCAGCGAGUUGUGGCGGACAUGGUGGCGGCCAUCCGCAGGGACAUUGAGGCGACGGGAGCAACCAUCCUCACGGAUGGUCGCAAGUCCAUCACGAGCGACCAUAUAGUCAACUUCCUUGCUGCUAGUCCCACGGGCACGUACCUUUUCAGUACUGUGCAGCGGGAUGGUGCUGUUCAGGAGACAACAGAGGCCGUAGUGGAGCGAUGGAAGGACGUGUUCGACAAGUUAAGUGUCGACAAGGUGAACGCCAUUUGUACUGAUUCCGCGUCUGCGUAUGUUGCUGCGUGUCAUCACAUUAUAUGGCACCCCCACCACUUCCAACCUGCAUUGGCGAGAGGAAACUGGGUAAUGGCUACAAAAGAAGAAGGGGAGUGGCAAUUUUGCCUCCACAGACGUAUGUCACAAUCCAAGUUUGUCACACACGCCUUUAAUCCGAUUGGCAAGCGACGACUGCGACUUAAUCCGAAGGUUUCUCAAUCAAGACUGGAUGCAAGGACAGAAGAAAUUUUUCAGGAGUUCAAAACAUCUCGAUGGCUUGAGUAUCUGGAAGAGUUCUAUGAUCUAGAAACAAGUCAAACUUUUGGAUAUAAUUGGCGUAUCGAACAGGAACUUCAUGACAAAGCUGGGGAAAGGAAAGGAGUGAGCGGCGAUGAGAGUGGCAAGGGAUCGGGAUCAGGCAGCGGUGCGCUUGGCAAGGGAACAAGAUCAAGCAGUGGUGAACAUGAAAAGGGAUCGGAACCACGUGGCGGUGUCAAUGGCAAGGGUCUGGGACCAAGCGUCGGUGCAAGUGGAAAGUCGAUAAGUCAUGGUGAACUGCAAAAACACGAAAUGUGUUAAGGGCGUCAAGCAACAGAGGGAAAGGUAUCAGGACCAAGC
This is a messenger RNA of Chara braunii, 1970 nucleotides long. Lineage: Eukaryota; Viridiplantae; Streptophyta; Charophyceae; Charales; Characeae. The record is from the annotation of a GenBank genome assembly.